Molecule: messenger RNA, 1809 nt
Organism: Parasteatoda tepidariorum (common house spider)
Lineage: Eukaryota; Metazoa; Arthropoda; Arachnida; Araneae; Theridiidae
Source: RefSeq, a predicted model, not a curated record
AGAAUAUUUAUUGUUUGAAAAUUUUUUAGGUUUAUCAUAUUCACAAUGAGUGGGCACCUAAGGUUUGUUUAUCAGGAACUUCUGAAAUGGCACUGGCUACUUAUUUUUCUGGAAAGACAUUAGAUGUUAACGAGUUGCCAUUAAAGAUUUGUGCUGUCAGCAGAUGUUUUCGUGCUGAAGCCAAUAAACAUCAAAAAGAAAAAGGAAUAUUUAGGGUUCAUUAUUUCAAUAAAGUUGAAAUGUUUAGUGUAACACCCAAUGAAUCUAGUAAUGAAAGUGAAGAGAUGUUGAAUUAUUUUGUUGAUAUUCAAAGAGAACUAUACUCUGAAUUAGGUCUCCACUUUAAAGUUCUUGAAAUGCCUCCUUGUGAACUUGGUUUGCCAGCUUACCACAAAAUAGAUAUCGAGGCCUGGAUACCUACUCAAAAACUGUAUGGUGAAAUUUCUAGUACUUCUAAUUGCACAGACUACCAAAGCAGAAGACUAAAUAUUACAUAUUCAUCGCCUGGUGGCAAUCAGUCAUUUUGUCAUACCGUUAAUGGAACAGCAUGUGCUAUUCCUAGGCUACUAAUAACUAUACUAGAAAAUUUUCAAAAUCUUGAUGGCAGUAUUACAAUUCCUAUACCACUUAGAAAAUUUAUGAAAAAGAAUGUUAUUAAUGAAAAAUUUAAAGAAGUUUCUUUUUGUAUAAGACCUAUUCCAUGAGAGAAGCAUAACUGAAUGUUGAAAUUUUAAACGUAAAACUAGUAAAUGUAAAAAAUUGUUGUGAUUAUUCCUUUUUAUGAUUGAAUUCAAGUGAAGGAAAUUUUAUUUUUACUUGAUGUUUUUUAUUUACUUUUACCUGAUGUUAUUGACCUGUUUCUGAAACUAAAUACUGUUUAACUUUAGAAAAAUAGGGGGGGGGGGGUAAUUGGCCAUGUUAAUUCUUUGUUACUUAGUAAUUCAAAACAAUUACUUACUGAGAGCAUUUAGCAUUUUUGACUUUUAUAAUUAAAUCCAGUUUCAUUGCUUCAAUUUAAUAUCUUAUUUAAUCAAUCAUGAGUUAUCCUUAUAAAAAUGUGUACAUGGAACCUUAUACCUAGACUGACGACAGGUUGCCCCUAAGGUAUCCUUUGGUAUGUAUGAGGAACUCCAGUUUCAUUAGUAAGACAAAAUGAGGGUAUUUCUACAUAUUUAUAAAAAGAUUUUGGAUGUCUAAUUGAUCUAAGUACAAACAAUCCGGCUCUUUCAGAUUUUUUAGAUGUACAGUAAUUUUGUUUUUCUCAUGUUUAAGUAUUUUCUGUUGAUUGUUCUGACACUAUAACAGCAUGCAUUGGUAAUGUUAAUAAUUCAUAGUACUACAGUUUUACUUUAAUUGUUGGCUAUUUUAUUUAUUUUAUAAAUUUUCCUGCAAAGAUAAUAAAAUAUGCAUAUAUUUAAUUAAAUAUUUAACCAGUUGAUAACAAUGUUUACUUUUAAACAAUAACAAUUUAUUGUGGGAGAUUAUUGAAAAAAGGUAAGAUAUUGUGGAAAAUAAAAUAAGAGCAUUAUUGUAGAAAGACUUAUUUUGUUCAGUUUUGUUAAAUAUUGUACUAUAUUAAGUUUUGAAAAAUUUAUAUUGUUGAUUAAACUCUAUACAUUAUUAUGUUUUUUAUCUGAAACAAAUGAUAAAUAAAAUCUGCUGUCGUUAGCAAUUAUUAUUUUAAUAUUUUUUUAUUUCUUUUUCCAUGUGUAAUGCUGAUAAUUUAAUGUGAAAGGUUUCAUAAUUUUACUUGUAUUGUUAUAAAAAGCAAAGUAUUUCUAUAAUAUUCAAUUAUAAGGGGCUCAUGGG